AUGCGAAUAUAUUCACUUUUUACUCUCGAAAUACACUUCACCUUGGUCCGUGAUAAUCGAUCCAUCAUCUUUGGCGAUCGCGAUCGACUCGACAAACAGAGAAAAGAACACGUAAUUACGCGCGAAUAACAGAAGGUAUUUAGGCCAACAAUCGCUUGGAAGAAAUGAGGACAAGCCAAGCUGAAGCCGGGAGAUGUGGGAUCAGCUACCGGAGCUGAUAUUGACACAAAUAUUCAGUUAUCUCAAUCGCACGGAUCGUGUCAGCGUCGGUCAUGUCUGUCGAUCAUGGAAUCGCACACUGUCCUCACCUGUGCUCUGGCGAUCCGUCACUGUAUUCAUCGAUCGUGACCUACGCGGUGACUUUCCUCUGGCAGGAGAAUUAGCCGCGAAGUAUGGGCAACACAUGCGCAGUCUGGAACUUGCUUUUUCACGGCCGUACAUCAUGCCAAGGCAAUGCAGAGUCGUGCGUAACACACAGGCCGAGGCUGGCGCUGACUUUCUCGCGAUCAUACGAGCCAAGGAUGUACAGCUGCGGCAGUUGACGUUGACAAAUUGGGUCUUCGGCUACAAAUGGGGCAACAGAGGAGUAUUGCUCGGCGCGCUUGCGAGUUUUCUGCGCGGUCAACGUGGUCUUGAGGUCCUGAGCUUGUUGAACGCCGACUUUGGCAUCACUGAUGUUCUGCGACUAUUGGGAACGGUCGCGAAGGGAUCGGGCGAGCAUUUGGUCUCUCUGGAUCUGCGCGGUGCUUUCAGAGAGUGGCAAGCUCCUCACGACAAUCCGAAAUAUUUACGAUUGCUCGGCCGAUUUCACGCGCUGAAUCUGUUGAAAUUAGACUAUCCGGCUUUGUCGAAUCACGCUCUGAACGCUCUCGCGAGCGGGGCGCCGAAAACGCUGACGCAUCUGUACGUGUCCAUACGAGAUUCGGAUUCCAGGCAGCACACGGUGGCGGACGCUGCCUGGCGCAACUUGGUGGUAGCUUGUCCCGAUCUGACGGUGUCCUAUACCAUAGUGAACAUCUCGCACUUCGAGGACAUGUGUUACUUGCUACUGCCCAGCGUUCCUCUGGCCAAAUUUCACAUGUGCAGCGGACACGUGUGGGACCAGAGCAGAUCCCGCAACUUCCGAAGCACAAUUAAUCUAUUAAUCACUCAGUACACAAACACAUUAGACGAAGUCAUGCUGCAACUUAGAAACAAUCGCGAAUCGCUUGACGAUUUGUUGGUUUCCAUGUUGACGCGUUGCAAACGUUUGACCCGAUUACAGUACGACGGGAUUGUGAGGAGUCUCGAGACCCUGCGCGAGAUAUGUCAGCUUCAAGCCGAGCACAAAACUCGCUUUAAGACGAUACACAUGAAGCCACGGAACAUUAACAUUCAAAAUCGCGCUAUACUGCACGACAUUAAUUACCAGUACGAUCGGAAAAUGCACGAGCAAGGAGUUGACUUUCGAGUCGAAGAUCCCACGUCAAUUUUGUUCUUUUACUGACGAGUCCACUUCUUACUUGC
Messenger RNA from Pseudomyrmex gracilis, 1506 nucleotides. RefSeq names its product F-box only protein 39-like. The transcript is spliced from 7 exons. Gene Ontology annotation, molecular function: protein binding. NCBI's taxonomy places the organism in Eukaryota, Metazoa, Arthropoda, Insecta, Hymenoptera, Formicidae. The record is from RefSeq and is a predicted model, not a curated record. Gene Ontology annotation, cellular component: SCF ubiquitin ligase complex. Gene Ontology annotation, biological process: positive regulation of protein ubiquitination; SCF-dependent proteasomal ubiquitin-dependent protein catabolic process. The coding region runs from base 194 to 1486 and encodes 430 amino acids.